Molecule: messenger RNA, 904 nt
Organism: Nymphaea colorata (pocket water lily)
Lineage: Eukaryota; Viridiplantae; Streptophyta; Magnoliopsida; Nymphaeales; Nymphaeaceae
Product: dormancy-associated protein homolog 3-like
Exons: 3
Coding region: 166-540 (124 amino acids)
Source: RefSeq, a predicted model, not a curated record
UCCCUUCCCUCCCACCCUGCCCUGCCUUCUCCCGCUCUGUUGCUGCCACCCUCUCUCUUUCUCUCGCUAGAGAACAUCUUCUCUUCUUUUCCGGCCAUAUACCCUGGCCAGUGAUCGGAGACACUCCGACUACUACACCUGAGAAAGAGAGGGUGAGCCAACACCAUGGGCCUUCUGGACAAGCUCUGGGACGACACCGUCGCCGGGCCGCAGCCGGAGAGCGGCCUCGGCCGUCUCCGGAAGCACCCGACGUUCGGCGGGUCCCGUCCGGCGCCUGAGGCGCCGACGAUCGAGGAGGCCCGCGUUUCCCGCGCCAUCACCAUCAUCAAGACCUCGAAUUUCCGCGACCUCGCCGUCGACCCUAACUCCGGCCCGGCCUCUCCCGUUGGCUCGGACGCUCCGGAGUCGCCUCUAUCAUGGACCCCUCGUGGGGAUGUAAAGAGAUUCAGGAGAAAAUUUCCAACCGAGUCGUUUGAGCGUGCUGAACCAAGAAGUCCUACCGUCUAUGAUUGGGUUGUAAUCAGUGCAUUGGAUCGAUGAGGAUGGGUUUUGAAUUUUUGUGCAGUGUUGGCAAGUAAACUUAGUGAAGGUGAUCCAAGAUAAGGGAAGAUCAUGAAGAGGGAAGGGAGACAGAGCUAGUUUCAUUUUGUAUUGUACUCUGUACAGCCCUAUGCUUCUCUUUCUUUAGGGUUUUUUUUUUUUUUUUAUCGAGUCGUUUGUGUGUUUUUUUUCUUUCAUUUCUUGUAAAUGGUGUCAUGUGGGGUCGGUAUAUUUUGCCCACUUUGUGGGUUCCUCUCUUCCCCUUUCCUCUUGUUAGUCUUCCCUACAUGCAGGAAGCCCUUUUGUAAUAUAUAUGAAAUGGGUCUCUACGUGUGAUGUAAAAAAAUGUGUGACUUGUUUCUCC